AUGACGAAAAACAACUCCCCGACCUCCAUCUCCCCUUCAGUCCACAUCACAGUUCUUACAAUCGCCACGCUCCUCAUCCUCUCCCUCCUGAUCCUCAUAAUCGGGCCCUCGCGAAUCCUCUCUGACUCCUCCCCAUCCUCAAACUGCCCACAAAUCUACAUAACAAACCCGCAACCCAGCUCCCCCUCCACCACCAGCUCCUUAUCGUCCUCCCACCAGAAACCCUGGGACGCAACACACCUCCGCCUAUACAACGACUCGCAAACCCUCCUAGCCACACACAAAUCCGCCCAGUACCCACUGUCAUGGGAAAGCAUGCUUAUCCCAACAAAGCACGGCGGCCUCAUAAUCAACGAGUCGACGAUGGGCCAUCUCGACAGAUACCCUGAUAAACCGGCGCAAAACACGCGCAAGUUGACGGCGGCGGUUACGAUGUUCCACCAGAUGCAUUGUCUUAUUAUGUUGCGGAGUUUGAUCUUCAAGGAGAAUAGUAUGGAUCAUGAGCAUGAGCAUGGGCCUGGGGAAAAUUAUUUGAAUGAGCAUACAGCGCAUUGCUUUGAGUACCUUGCUCAGCUUAUCAUGUGCGCGGCCGACGACACAAUUGAGAAACCGAAAAAGAUACUUCGCGAUGGUGUGGCGUGGUGGGACGUCGACGGGGUCGGCGCGGUGCAUCAGUGCAAAGAUCCCCGGCCGCUGUGGGAGAUGUUUCAUCGGAGUGAGGAGACGCCCGUCGAUAUGUCGAGGUGGCGAGACGGAAUCGGGGUUCGCGAGUACUUUUGGGACCAGUUGAAGGAUGGAUAUAGGUAUGAGAUGCCGGAUAUUUGGACUUCAGGGGUUAUCGGGUCGUUAUGA
Molecule: messenger RNA, 852 nt
Organism: Aspergillus calidoustus
Lineage: Eukaryota; Fungi; Ascomycota; Eurotiomycetes; Eurotiales; Aspergillaceae
Source: the annotation of a GenBank genome assembly